AUGUCGCAGCUUUCUCAGCACAGGCAAAGGGCGCCUUCGUUGGGCAUUAUCUCAACAUACGGACAGCCUCCGGUGUCAAACGCCAGACCGAGCCCUCUCUCCUCUCACCCACCCACACCAGUCGACCUGAUUGGAGGCAGUUGCGCAGACAAGGGUAUCAAGGCGCAACAGUCAGGUACCAAGCACGAUAGAGAGGUAUCUGCAUCGUCGCUGCCGUUUAGGUCGCCUAGCAACUCCUUCCCGAGGAAGCAUCCGAGCAAUUUCUCCACGCCCGACCUGUCAAAGUCUGCUUCUCCCUCAACUGAGUCUCUCUUCCGACAAGACACGAAUUCUUUUGCCGGCAGCUCCCUCCAAUUGCAUCAAAUACCUUUGGCAUAUCAGCUGAACAACCAAUCCACCGCGUCCAAGCUCGACCUCAGCAACUCCUGCACCUCGACCAUGUCUUCGCACGACAACCAUCGCCACGAUAGCUUCGGCUCUUCGCUGCCUGUGCCCAAAGGCCCCACCAACAACGGCCGUCGCAGAUCCAUCAGCAUGCAAAAGCUCUUCUCCCUAUCGAACCUCAAGAGCAGUUUCAGCAACUCCCGCACAUCUCUCGUCUCGACUCCCUCUUCACAACACCCUCCUCCAUCCUCCUCGUCCGACCGUCCCGCCUCAAACAGCACUACCAGUUCUAGAGGAAUCAAGCGACCUGCUGAGGAAGACUAUGUCGUCGUCAAGAACGGCCAAGACAACCUCCAGCCUCCGUUGAGAAAGAGAAAGAGCAGCUCGUGGUUCCGCAGAAAGAGCGCUCUCUUCACAUUCAACUCCCAAAACUCCGCCUUGGUAGACGACUACGACAUGCCUCAAGGCCCUGAUGCCAUGAUGAUGGAUGAGCCUGAACAUGUCCGCCCGACCACCGAACACACCCAGCAGACCCACCACACCACUCAGUCUGACUCUUCCAGCGAAAGACCCAUCAGCCUCUACACUACCCAGACCACACAGCAGCCUCCUGUACUGCCACCCCUAUCACCAAUGUCUAAGACACAAACACAAUCCUCGCAGUACUCGCAACCUCAGAGACCUGCCUCUCACAGAACCUUCAGCUCUCAGAGCAGAGUCAGCCGAUCAUCAUCUCAAAACAGAACCCCAUACUCUCCUGCCAACAGAGAGCCAUUCUCGCCUCCGCCCACACUCCCGGAGCUCACUAGAAUUGAGACCUCCUUCGGCGAUUCGGACAUGGGAGAUUUGUUCGCUCACUUUGGACGCUAG
Aureobasidium pullulans EXF-150 is the source of this 1254-nucleotide messenger RNA. RefSeq lists its product as uncharacterized. Lineage: Eukaryota; Fungi; Ascomycota; Dothideomycetes; Dothideales; Saccotheciaceae. The transcript has a single exon. The record is from RefSeq and is a predicted model, not a curated record. Bases 1 to 1254 code for a protein of 417 amino acids.